AUGACGACACCGAACUGGGCCCUUUCUCGAUCGAUUCACCGCACGAACGGCUUCCUCUUCCUCCUCUUCCUCCCCUUCCUCUUCUUCCUUUUGUUCCUCUUCCUCUCGGUUCCAGGUGAAAUUUCCCAAUUCGCGAUGCCCUUCGUCCAAGCCCACACCCACUCCCUGCACUAUGCCGACUCCCACCCCGCGGGUCCGCCCACUCCAUCCGGCCUCCCCAUCAUCUUCAUCCACGGCCUGGGAUCCUCUCAGAACUAUUACUUCCCCGUCCUUCCUCACCUAACCGAAACACACCGCUGCAUUACUAUUGACACCUACGGUGCCGCCCGCUCGCCCUAUACCAAUGAUGCGGUCUCCAUCCCCAGCAUUGCGGACGAUGUGAUCGGCGUCCUUGACUCUUUAAAUAUACCCCAGGCCGUGGUCGUGGGUCACUCCAUGGGCGGCCUGGUGGUGACCGAGCUGGGUGCCCGGUAUCCGAACCGGGUGCUGGGCGUGGUCGCGAUUGGCCCGACGCAUCCGUCGGAGAUGUUGGUCUCGGUGAUGGGAAAGAGGGCGGCGACCGUGUUGGAAGUCGGAAUGGAGUCCAUGGCCAACACGAUCCCAUCUGCGGCUGUGGGUUCGCGCAGCACCCCACUUCAGCGGGCGUUCAUCCGGGAGCUGUUGCUUGGCCAAGACCCUAAGGGCUAUGCCGCACUUUGUCGCGCCAUUGCGAGCGCGCAGCCGGCGGACUAUGCGGCGGUGCGAGCCCCGUUCUUGUUGAUUGCGGGCGAGGAGGACAAGUCCGCAUCGAUAGAGGGAUGUCAGCAUAUCUUCCAGCAUGUCUCAAGCGAGAAAAAAUCACUCGAGGUGUUGAAGGGCGUGGGCCACUGGCACUGUAUCGAGGCCGCCGACGAGGUAGGCCAAUUGAUUGCGCAGUUUGCGAAGGGGAUUACUCUUUAA
Messenger RNA from Penicillium macrosclerotiorum, 939 nucleotides. Its product is annotated as alpha/beta fold hydrolase. NCBI's taxonomy places the organism in Eukaryota, Fungi, Ascomycota, Eurotiomycetes, Eurotiales, Aspergillaceae. The record is from RefSeq and is a predicted model, not a curated record. Bases 1 to 939 code for a protein of 312 amino acids. The transcript has 3 exons.